AGUCGAUUUGAAUUUUAUGUAGACUUGAUAUUGGUCUCUCUGUGCGCAUGACCGUGGCAGUGCAAGGGAUUCACAACGCGCCUCCUGUCUUCAUAAUCAUAACUUUAACAUCAACGAAAGAGUUCAAUACCAAGCGAGAUUCUUCGGUAACUGGUUUAUUUACAUAAUGCAAGAGUCAUGUAUAAAUCGCGCAGUCCCGCAGGGAAAUAUGACCUUGAUUUGUGAGCAUGAAGUUUGGGUCUGUUAUUGAGCUGGAGAUGAAGAGCUCCUCAGGACUCUCCUCACACUCACUUCAGUGAUGCUGCCGCUGAGUCCAGCUCAUCGCUUUCUGCUCACUUCCAGCAACGCGGAUCGUUCCUGCUCUCUUCAUUUGCGCUUGUAAUCAAAUCCAUCACAAGGAAAACCUUUUUGCGCAUUAUAUUUCUUCACUUCAGCGCAUUUGGACUCAUAAUGUCCGGGCUGAAGUUGAACGGGGCUCUGAUUCUGUGCGUCCUGAUGCUGCCGUUCUCUCGGCAGAGCAGUCAGGUGCUGGACUGUCGCGAAGUGCGCUCGUCUUUCCAGUUUUUGUACCCGGGGAUGAAAUGGACACCAGAAACGCCAGUCUCAGGCUCAGAUCUGCAGGUGUGCCAGCCGAAAGGCCUGACCUGCUGUUCUCGCAAAAUGGAGGAGCGCUACUUGCUCAUUGCCAAACAGAAUAUGGAGUCCAGUCUCCAGGCCACCAGCGCUCAGCUCAAAGUUCUCAUCAUUCAGAAUGCCGCCCUCUUUCAAGAGGCUUUUGACAUGGUCCUCCGUCUUGGACGUAAUUCCACUCUGACGCUGUUACGGGAGGAGUUUCCCGGUUUGGGGGUGGGAGCAAGCGGAGCCGUCACACAGUUAUUCCUAGAAAUGUCCCUCUACAUCCUGGGCUCGGAUGCUAAUGUAAACGACAUGGUCUCUAGCUUCUUCUCCCACCUGUUUCCUUUCACCUACCGGCGUCUGCUUGGAAACGGGGCGGUGACGGGCAUCUCGGAUGAAUGCCUCCGUGGGGCCUGGAGGGGAAGCUCUGCGUUCGGGUCAUUUCCCAAGAUGAUGAUGACCCGGCUGUCUCGCUCGCUCCUGGCCACUCGGGUCUUCCUGCAAGCGCUGAACCUGGGCAUCGAGGUUGUCAACACCACCCAGCACCUGCGUGCGGGCAGGGACUGUGGGCGCUCGCUGCUGAAGCUCUGGUACUGUCCGCACUGUCAGGGCCUGCUGGAGGCCCGGCCGUGUCGCCCACUGUGUGUCAGCACCAUGGGGGCGUGUCUGGGGGGAGCGGCGGAGGUGCAGCCUCAUUGGAGGUCAUACGUGGAGGAACUGGGGUCACUCGCCGCUGCCAUGAAGGGGGAGCAGGACAUCGAGGCCGUGGUGCUCAGACUGCACGUCAUCAUCAGACAGGCUCUCAAACAAGCCGUGGCGGCCAAAAGCAAAGUCAGCGCACAGGUGAGCGGGAUAUGUGCUCACACACCCUCGCGGGUGUCUCGUGCCGCGGUACUGUCUGCAGAACAUGCUGCUGCCUCGCCGAUGCCCCACAAUCGUCCCACGGUGAACUUUGACCCCGAUGAGACCCUCUUUGGACGCCGCAGGGAGUUUAUCUCGGGUCUGAGGGGCUUCAGUCAGUUCUACAGUGGCCUCGGAGAAGCCCUGUGCAGCAAAGAGCCGGCGGCACUCAACGGUUCCCUCUGCUGGAACGGACAGGAGAUGACAGACAAGUUUCCUGGUCCAGGGAUAAAGAAAGUCCCUCCACACGGCUCAGAAUCCAGACAAAAACCACCUGAACCCGUCAUCAGCCAGAUCAUCGACAAACUCAAACACAUCAAUCAGCUUUUACAGAUGGUGACAUUGCCCGAAAAGCGAUGGAGGGCUCGACCAGGAGGGGGCGCUGCGAGGAGAGUCCCAGCUGGACAAGGCCAGGCAGACGAGGAUGAGGAGGGUCUAGAAAGCGGGGACUGUGAUGAUGAAGAUGAGUGUACUGGUGUUUCUGGACUCGGGCCGCCUCCGAGACGCAAACGCCUGCGCAUCUUUGCAGACUUGGCGGAUAACUUGGCGAUUGACGACUUAACGCUUCACGAGUUGCUCCUGACUCCCAGACUGGCAAAAGACACCCAUGGCGGCGAAUCCGUUCCUGGAUCGGCACGGGCGGCACAUGUGCCUACUGCAACCUUCAUCUUUGCCAUCGUCAUCUUCAUAUUGUUGGGCCUUCAGUGAUCGCUCCUGUUUGAAGAGAAACUGAUGCCCAUGUGUACAUACAGCUCCAUGAUUUUGGCCAAGGACAAGUACCUUUCCUCUUCUCAGCCUCAUGUCUUACUAUAUGAGCCUCUUCUUUUCUAUAUUUUGAGUGGACUUGAGGAUCAAUAUCAUCUGAACGCUCAGACUAUGAACUCAUUCUUCUACAGCAUGAAGAGCAUUAUUUCUACAUACAAGAAUCAUGUUCUUUCCCUCCAAACUCGUAUGCCACAACAACAACCAUGUGUUUUACAUUGAGCAUCGCCUCCCCUCUGCUAUACACAUGCAGUUUUACACAAAGGCAAAGGCUUCUGGAGGAAAAGGAGCUAAAUCGCUUUUGAAAAGACAAAGAGGCUCAGCUUUUGUGAGUGAAUGGGCACACUUAAGGCGAAGGAAGCGUGACUGACAGAGUCUGAGAACACGUACGAUCGCUGUCUCAUACAUACACUCCAGUGAGCUUCUCCUCUGCUGCUCAUUUCCUGUGCAGUAAAUGACCCUUGGAGAGGAGGACAUCAAGGCAUCGGCGUGUCGUUGUGAAACCCUCUCCUUACAGGGCGACACAGCUGUACUUCAUUUACAGAAAAAUGCUUUUAAACUGUUUCAUUAGAAUGCUGACUUUCCCUUUACAGAAAUUGUGGUAUUUUAUAAUCCCUCUUUGAUUUUGUCGCUCAUUAUCUCUCUUUCAUUUCCUCUAUCCUUGUAUUAUAAUCGUGUGAUUAAAGCAUUCUCUUCAAUUGACACCCAAAAACGUUCUGUUUUUUCCCUCCCUUCUUUUCGCAGGUCACUGUAGCAUUCGCAUUCAAUGAAAGAUGGCUUGGAUUUGUGCAUCUGGAUUUGUGCAAGUUUUCUGUUUGUGGACAUCUUAUACACAAAGGGCUAAAGCUGUCAUUUCAGAUCAGAAUUGGAAAACUAGUGUUUACAAAUGGACACUGUUUUCCUUUCAUAACCUGUGACGUAAUUCAUUACUGAUCUCUGUACAGUGCUUUAAGGCAUGUCAUCUUCUGUUCUGAAAGAAUCAGCUUCAUUGUGUUAGACGUCCCCCAACUGGAAUGAUACACAGUGUCCUAGAAGUUUUCAGACGAUUAACAAGUUCAAAUCAUACAUUUUUUUUUUUUUUUUUUUUUAUAUUAUUUCAAAGCUCUAAAACUCAGAGUCAUUUUGAAGAUGAAGAGUGUAAAGUAUUUAUUUAUUGUGUGUUUGUGCCUCCUUUUCCAGCUUCCCAGAAAACCAUCCAAAUCCAUUUGUAGAUCGACUUCCUCAAAGAUUGUAAACACUGGGCUUUUUCAAAACACUGUUUGUUUGAGUGUUCGUGUCAACCUUUGAUUCAACCAGAGACUUGAGUUUGGAUCAAAACUGUCUGUGUGUUCAAAAGAGUUUUGGGAAUCUGUUUUUUUUUUUUUUUUUUUUGACAAUUCUAUUUUGUACCACUAGUGGUAAAUUUUCAGCUAGACAGUUAAAAAAAUGACUCAUCCUCAGGCCAUCCAAGAUAUAAAAGAGUUUUUUCUUCAUUAGAACAGAUUUUGAGAACUAUAGCAUUGCUUCACUUCCUCACCAAUGGAUCCUCUGCAGUGAAUGGGUGCCUCCAGAAUGAGAGUCCAAACAGCUGAUAAAAACAUCUCAAUAAUCCACAUGCCUUCAGUCCAUCAGUGAACAUCUUGUGAAGUAAAAAGCUGUGUGUUUGUAAGAAACAAAUCCAUCAUUAAGGCUUUCCCUUCUGGUUGAAACACAAGUCCAUAAUCAAUAGUAAUGUACACUCCAAUGAAAAAGUCCAUCCCCUGUUGUUGUCUAACAUUAAAAUUCCACCAACAUAUUUAUUUAGAACAGUUUUUGCUUAUAAACAGUGUUUGAUUUGUGCAUAUUGUUCUCCUGAUUCUGACAGGGUGACUUUUUCACUGCAAAGAGCAAUGUUAAAUGUCUUAAUGAUGGAUUCGUUUCUUGCAAACAUGCAGCUUUUAAUUUUACAAGAUGUUAAUUGAUGUACUGGGGUGGUGUGGAUUAUUGAGAGUUUUUAUCAGCUGUUGGUCUCUCAUUCUUAUGGCACCCAUUCACUGCAGAGGAUCCAUUGGUGAGCAAGUGAUGUAAUGCUAAAUUUCAACAAGAAAGAAGAAAAAAUCAUCUACAUCUUGGAUGCCCUGAGGAUGAGUCAAUUCUCAGCGCACAUUUAAAUUUUAGGCAUGAUUUAUUACUUCAGUGCAUUAAAUUUACAUAAUAAUUUUGCAUUCCCAUCUAAGGACACUUGGAUCAACUGAGGGGCAGCACCAAAAUGAAAAAUGAAUAGAGUGAAAUUAAGGUUUUGCCAAAAAGGGAAGUCACAGCUAUUUUUCACAGAUUUCUAUAGACAGCCAAGUUUUAUUAAACACCCAUCUUGCCAGCUGUAAAUUUGAGACGAGUCUACAAGAGUUGAGUAUGCAUCACCAUGAUAUAUCUUUCAACCAUGUGUUCUUGUUCUGCUGGAAAAGUGAAUUUUCUGUUUGGGUUUGAGUUUGUAGCAGACUAAAUAAUGUUUUCUUGCUUUACUCCUCUGUACUCUCCAACAUCAGUUGUUUUAGUUUAACUAGAUGCCCCCAGACUUUACAGCAUUACUCUAGUCUUUAUAUUGAGCAUGGUAUUUUCUUAGUGAUUUACACCACACAUAUCACGCCACAUAUGUUAGUCCCACUUGACUAAGAAAUCUUUUCACACAUUGCAGCUCAGUCAAUAUUAUGUUCUUUGCCAGGCUGCAGAUAUGCUUUUUAUGUGAUUCUUUAGCAGUAAUGGGAGCUUUUGUGCCCCUCUCCCCAACAGGCCAGUGAUACGCAGAGCUCUUGAUAUGGUUGACUGGUGCACCUUCACUGAUCACUGGCCUUUCUGUAGCUCACCUCACAGCUCUCUUGUUCAUGCACAGAGCCUUGGGGUACAGUCAUUUUGGGGCAAUGUCUGGAGGGUUGGAUUUAGCCCCAACUUGCUGAUAACUGCGCCAACAGUGCCAGCUGGGACAUCCAGGCGCUUGGUUAAUAUUUUGUGGCCAUUUCCUAAUUCAAACAUUUGUUUUAGUCCAGCUCAAAUUUCUCCCUAAUGCUCUUUUGUCUUCAUUUUCACAGCUGUCCUUCACAUUCACAGCCUAGAUAAUGAUCACUUAGCUGUGGUGGUUAUUUUAAUGAGACACAGGUAGAGGCCAAUUGCGAGGCAAUGGUUGCAGCAAUUGUUUUGCAUCAGUGUAAACUCGGAGCUUCUGUUUAUUUGAGAUUUCCUUUUAUUCCACCGUUUAUAAAAUAAAUAUAUUUGAGUUUAAGUGCUUACAAAUAAGGGUACCAUAAUUUAUUCAAAACAAGAUUUGGCUGAAAGGCACUGGAUAUUUACAGUAAUAUGCUUUAUGUAAAAUUGUAAGUAAUAUAAACCCUAGGCUGCAAGGAGGCAUAAUACAUUCAGUUUAAAUGAAAAUAAAGCAUAGCUACUUAAAAAAAUAAAUAAACUAUGGCUAAAUGAUUAAUAUUCAAAAAUCAAAUAUCUUUUUAAUUGAAACAAAUAUCUUGUUGUCAUACAGUAUAUGCAUUAAAUGAAGGAUGUGCUUCUGCCAGUAAUGGAAUGUGUUGAGUGCUGUAAUUAAACUGAAUUCUGCAAUACUGUUUAUACUGGUACUGAUUGCACAGUGGGGGUGCAUUCAGGGGGCCAUUUGGCACAUUUGAGUUCUUGGGCUUGAGCCGUUCAAUAACCAGAGCGACGGGGGAGGGGGGUAAAAUAGAGCUCUUCAUUCACGCCAGGGUACAUUUACUCAGACCUUAAAUUAAUGGAGAAACUGUCCUGUCUGUACCUGCUCUAUUUGGCCAACCCAGUGUACAGAAUGUUUGGCGGUCAAUACUGCUCAAAACUGAACGUUCAGAGUGCAAAUGCUGUUUAUUUGUGACGGUUUCAAAGUUUCCAUGUAAAUGAUAAUCAAAUAAAAUGUUAAAGUUGCA
Carassius gibelio (silver crucian carp) is the source of this 6176-nucleotide messenger RNA. Its product is annotated as glypican-3. Lineage: Eukaryota; Metazoa; Chordata; Actinopteri; Cypriniformes; Cyprinidae. Bases 451 to 2223 code for a protein of 590 amino acids. Gene Ontology annotation, cellular component: cell surface; plasma membrane; extracellular region. Gene Ontology annotation, biological process: regulation of protein localization to membrane; positive regulation of canonical Wnt signaling pathway; cell migration. The record is from RefSeq and is a predicted model, not a curated record. The transcript is spliced from 8 exons.